Messenger RNA from Rhincodon typus (whale shark), 1720 nucleotides. RefSeq names its product purinergic receptor P2X, ligand-gated ion channel, 1 (gene p2rx1). Gene Ontology annotation, biological process: monoatomic cation transmembrane transport; response to ATP. Gene Ontology annotation, cellular component: plasma membrane; nuclear inner membrane. Gene Ontology annotation, molecular function: extracellularly ATP-gated monoatomic cation channel activity; purinergic nucleotide receptor activity; ATP binding. NCBI's taxonomy places the organism in Eukaryota, Metazoa, Chordata, Chondrichthyes, Orectolobiformes, Rhincodontidae. The record is from RefSeq and is a predicted model, not a curated record. The coding region runs from base 88 to 1260 and encodes 390 amino acids. The transcript is spliced from 12 exons.
AGACACCCAUUUGCAGAUGUUCCAGUGACUGCACCCACGUUGAAGAGUCAGAGCUUUCAGUUUGGUUAGAACCAGGCUCUCCCUGCAAUGAUGGAAACUGACAGACUACUCACAAAUGUUUCUGACUUCUUGUUUGAGUAUGACACCCCUCGGAUGGUAACCAUCAGAAACAAAAGAAUUGGGUUAAUUUUUCGAUUGAUCCAGCUAGGAGUGCUUGCUUACAUCAUUGGAUGGGUUUUCAUCUACGAGAAAGGCUAUCAGUCCACUGAUUCCACCAUAAGCUCCGUUUCAGUUAAAGUGAAAGGCAUCGGCUUCACGAACCUCUCUAAAAUUGGCCCGCAGAUUUUGGACGCUGUUGACUAUUCCUUCCCAUCACAGGGAUCAGACUCCUUUGUUAUAAUGACCAAUUAUAUUGUGACCCCGAGGCAGUCCAUGAUGCACUGUACACAGCUUCAAAGUUCCGAAAAGUGUGAAUCUGACAGUGACUGCAGGGCAGGAGAGUUUAGCCGGUAUGGACAAGGCAUAAUGAGUGGGAAAUGUCGAAACAACACUGCAGGAAGCAAGACGUGUGAAAUCUUUGGAUGGUGCCCAGUCGAAGAUGACAGCAUCGUUUCAAAUCCACCAUUGUUGAUGGCUGCAGAAAACUUUACUAUUUUUAUCAAGAACGCAAUCACUUUUACAGCCUUUGGUGUUUCAAGGCGGAAUAUAGUGGAAUCAGUAACCAAAGCAACUCUGAAAAAUUGCACCUACCAUAAGGUCCGUGAUCCUCUAUGUCCCGUGUUCCGUUUGGGAUACAUUGUUGAAGAACUUAAAGAGAAUUUCACUGCCUUGGCGUAUAAGGGUGGUAUGAUCGGGAUUGUGAUAGAUUGGAACUGUGACCUGGAUUGGUCAGAGAAAUACUGUAAACCCAAAUACAGCUUCCAUCAACUCUACGGGGGCAUAGGCAAGGAGCAGGUGUCAGCAGGAUUUAAUUUCAGGUAUGCUAAAUACUACAAGGAAAAUGGUGUGGAAAUGAGAGACCUUUACAAAGUGUAUGGAAUUCGAUUAGAUAUUAUGGUUCAUGGGAAGGCUGGUAAAUUUAACAUCAUUCCAACCAUGACAACUAUUGGUUCUGGAAUUGGGGUGUUUGGAGUGGCAACACUCGUGUGUGACCUGGUAUUGCUUCACGUUCUCCCAAAACGUAACUACUACAAACAAAAGAAGUUCAAGAAUGUUGAAGGAGAAUCCCCCACAUCAAAACCAGCAGAAACCAAAGAGUAACAAAGGGAGAACAUUCCUUACCAUCCAGAAGAGACUCUGAAACAGAGUGAGCGCAGACAAGAGAGUUGGACCUCAUUGACAUAAGGCUACAUCCCUUCCAAACCAACUGACAACACUGCGCAGUAACAUCCUUGAAGUCCAGAUUGCUGAAUAACUGAACGAGGAAGGGACACUGUUUCUUCAGAGAACACCUCCCCAUCUUUUACAGAACUUCAUAAGGGACCACUCCAGUCAUCUCCACAGCAGCUGAACAGUCAACAAGGCCCCAAGCUGGACAUCGCCAUCAUAGCAACAAUUUCUUCUAGGAAAUGAGGCAGCUGGUACGGGCACACUCACUGUACAACAUUCCAUAUAAAGCACUGCUCUUUGUCGCUGGGUUAGAAGUGUCCAAUUGCUUAUCUUAGUGUUCACAGCCAUGAGAAAUUAUGCAACUUGUUUUUAAUAAAAAAUUCACAUCAAC